Molecule: messenger RNA, 430 nt
Organism: Carya illinoinensis
Lineage: Eukaryota; Viridiplantae; Streptophyta; Magnoliopsida; Fagales; Juglandaceae
Exons: 1
Coding region: 290-430 (46 amino acids)
Source: RefSeq, a predicted model, not a curated record
AUCCUUCGAAUAAAUAGCUGUAUUUGCGAAAUCUUGAAGUGUGAACCAUUCGUGAUACAUGGUGCGGCUUCGUUCGUGCCAAAAACGAAAGCCUUUUCGAUUCCAAAAACAUGUUCGCCCUUUCCCUUUCAGCUCUCUAGGCUUACAAAUUAGCAGUGACGGAUCCUUGUCCUUUCCACGGAGUACUUUGGAUUUAGAACCCUUGCAUCAAAAUAUCCUGUCCAAAGUCUUUCCAGAUCUGAAUCAUAACCCCAUAAACCAAUAACCGAAAACGCAAAAAUUAAGGAAGAUGGUAGGUUUUAGUUUGCAGCCUGUAUUAGACUUGCUGGUUGCUGGGAUUUCUUUGGUUAUUGGGAUGGGGAUUUUCGCCUUCAUUGCCUCCAUUCUUUGCUCUGCUGCUUUAUUGCAGAAUGCCCGGCUCGUCCAUUAA